GGCAUCAUCGGUUUACAUCAUCACCAAGCGCCUGCUGUGUACUCUACUGUGUAUGUGUGUACCCGUGUGUACCGCAUCUGCUUUGCUCAAAAGGCUAAAAACUAGAAACAGACCCAUACUCAAAGCCUGUUGUUCACAGACUUUGCCAAACCGUGUGUCACUUGUUUAUUGUCUGGUAGGCUAACUGGUAUAUUUGUAAGAGUAGCAGUGGACUUUGUCUUGCUAUCUCCACCUUCUGCCACAGUGUGUUAUGUGUUGCAUUUAGCUAACUAACUUGGCCAGAGGAGAAGAUCUUAGCAGCUUGCUCAGAGAAUGGACAGUGAAAUCCAGCGAGAUGGGAGAGUCCUGGACCUCACAGAUGACGCCUGGAGGGAAGACAGACUGCCGUAUGAAGAUGUCACCAUCCCUCUGAGCGAGUUGCCUGAGGCUGAGCAGGACAACGGAGGCUCCACAGAGUCUGUGAAAGAACAAGAGAUGAAGUGGACAGACCUCGCCCUGCAGAGCCUGCAUGAAAACACACCGAGCACCGGCAGCUGAAAGACUAAUCUGGACUAAUAAAGACUAACUGUAAGACAGAAAAACACAUGCACAAGGACACCGGAUUCAGACAUGUUAUUCACCUUCUCUUUGCAUUGUAUUGUGUCUUUUGAAGGAUUUGCAGGAUGUUCCACUUUCAGCUAAGCAGAAUUUGUGCAUACAUGUAUUUCGCAUUGGUAUUGGGUUUAUAUUGUAGUCUUUAUGAAUAUUAAAUAACAACUUUGUAAUAACAUCAAUGGAAAAGAGUCACU
Molecule: messenger RNA, 788 nt
Organism: Perca flavescens (yellow perch)
Lineage: Eukaryota; Metazoa; Chordata; Actinopteri; Perciformes; Percidae
Gene: anapc13
Product: anaphase promoting complex subunit 13
Exons: 2
Coding region: 313-537 (74 amino acids)
Biological process (GO): protein K11-linked ubiquitination
Cellular component (GO): anaphase-promoting complex
Source: RefSeq, a predicted model, not a curated record